CAGCAGGCAGACACUUCCGAGAAGACAGUAGAAGACCACCGGCGGCUUCAGGUCAGCAACGGCAGUCAGGGAGAGCUGAUCAAGAUGGACCAGGAGAUGAGGAUUACCGAGAGCAUAGAGGACGGAGGUCUUCUGGAGAGCAGCAUGCGCCUGAAACCACAUGAAGCACAAAGCUACCGCAAAAAGGCCUUGUGGGUGUCCUGGGCGUCUAUCGGAGCGACCAUCAUCCUGGCCGUGGCUGCCUUCACCGUUUCCAUCAUGCGACACAGCGCUUCUGCAUUUGGAUUUGCUUUUGACGCCAUGCUGGAUGUCCUUUCUUCAGUCAUUGUGCUGUGGCGUUACAGCAAUGCUGCAGCCGUUCACUCAGCUCAUCGGGAAUACAUAGCCUGCAUUAUCCUUGGUGUGAUUUUCAUCCUGUCUUCCUUGUGCAUAAUGGGCAAAGCCAUCCAUGACCUAGCCACCAAGCUGCUGCCUGAAGUGGACGACUUCCUCUUCAGCGUCUCCAUUGUCAGCGGCGUGGUCUGCAUCGUCCUGGCCGUCAUCAAAUUCAUGCUGGGAAAGGUGCUCACAAGCCGGGCCCUCAUCACGGACGGUUUCAACUCACUGGUGGGCGGCGUUAUGGGUUUCUCCAUCCUCAUCAGCGCAGAGGUUUUUAAGCACGAGCCUGUGGUGUGGUACCUGGACGGUACAAUAGGUGUCCUCAUCGGCCUGAUCAUCUUUGCUUAUGGGGUCAAGCUGUUGGUGGACAUGGUCCCACGAGUGAGGCAAACGAGGAACUACGAGCGCUUUGAGUAA
This is a messenger RNA of Nerophis lumbriciformis (worm pipefish), 795 nucleotides long. NCBI's taxonomy places the organism in Eukaryota, Metazoa, Chordata, Actinopteri, Syngnathiformes, Syngnathidae. The record is from RefSeq and is a predicted model, not a curated record.